AUGACAAACCUCGCGGUGAGCGACAGCGACGUGGCCGGCUUGGUGAAGGCUGCACAGGAGAAGCAAGUAGCCCUGGUCUUUGUGGGCCCCGAGGCGCCACUGUGCGCAGGCCUCGCGGAUGCCUGCGCGGCAGCCGGCCUGCCGUGCUUUGGACCCACAAAGAUGGCUGCCGAGCUCGAGGCGUCCAAGGCCUUCUCCAAGGACUUCUUUGCCAAGUACAACCUGCCUACGGCCGCCUACCGGAACUUCAAGUCCGGAGAGCAUGAAGCUGCCUUGAAGUAUGUGGAAGACGAAUAUGCAGCCGGAAGGGAGGUGGUGGUAAAAGCCAGUGGUCUGGCAGCAGGAAAGGGCGUCUUAAUGCCCCAGUCUGUAGAGGAGGCCAAAGCAGGCGUGAAGGAGGUGAUGGUGGACAAAGUCUUUGGCGCAGCGGGCGAUGAGCUGGUUGUGGAGCAGCUCCUGAUCGGUGAGGAGUGCAGCUGUAUGGCUUUUGCUGAUGGCCAGAUCGCUGCUAUGAUGGCUCCUGCGCAGGACCACAAGCGAGUAGACGACAACGAUCAGGGCCCCAACACGGGCGGCAUGGGUGCCUACGCACCGGCACCAUGCCUAACGCCUGAGCUCAAGGUUCAAGUAGAGGAAGUGCUCCAAAGAACGGUGGAGGCCUUGGCCAAGGAAGGGCGGAAGUAUGUGGGCGUGCUCUAUGGUGGCUUCAUGCUCACCAAGGAUGGCCCCAUGCUGCUGGAGUACAACUGCCGUUUUGGGGAUCCUGAGACGCAGGUCCUCUUGCCUCUGUUGGAAUCCGACCUCUUCGAGGUUGCCUUGGGCUGCGCGGAGGGCAACUUGAAGGCGAGGGUUCCAGAGGUUCAGUGGAAGUCCGGCGCCGCAGCGACCGUGGUCUGCGCGGCUAAGGGUUACCCUGGCUCCUAUCCCAAGGGCUUGCCCCUGAGUGGCCUGGAAGCCGCUAAUGCAGUUGAGGGCGUGAAGGUCUAUCAUGCCGGUACCAAGGCUGCCGAGGGCGGCCUGGUGACCAGUGGAGGACGCGUUCUGGCGGUGACUGGUCUGUCCACCAGUCUCAAGGAUGCUCUUCACAGGUCGUAUGAGGCUGUUUCAAAAAUCAGCUUCGAUCCUCCGGGAGCCACUGGGUCCAUGCACUUCCGAAAGGACAUCGGCCACAGGGCCCUGAAAAGGCUGGAGGCUGCUUGA
This is a messenger RNA of Symbiodinium pilosum, 1200 nucleotides long. The record is from the annotation of a GenBank genome assembly. Lineage: Eukaryota; Dinophyceae; Suessiales; Symbiodiniaceae.